Messenger RNA from Helianthus annuus (common sunflower), 1350 nucleotides. Its product is annotated as GPN-loop GTPase QQT1. Gene Ontology annotation, molecular function: GTPase activity. Bases 189 to 1094 code for a protein of 301 amino acids. NCBI's taxonomy places the organism in Eukaryota, Viridiplantae, Streptophyta, Magnoliopsida, Asterales, Asteraceae. The record is from RefSeq and is a predicted model, not a curated record. Gene Ontology annotation, cellular component: cytoplasm. The transcript is spliced from 12 exons.
GGAUGCUUUGCAGGUUCGGGCUUGACCAGGUGGUUCAGGUUCGAUUCCCUGAGGGUCCUUAUUUGUUUUGUUUUUCUUUUCUACCUUUCUACACCUAAACCCUCUCUUCUUCCCUCCCGAAGCAGGCAGCGGCGUCCAUCUGAAUCCGAGAAGUUUUGUUUUAGGGUCGUGUGGAACGGAGGUAAAAGAUGGUGUUCGGUCAGGUGGUUAUCGGUCCUCCGGGUUCCGGAAAGACCACUUACUGCAAUGGCAUGCAACAAUAUCUCCAGCUCGUCGGGAGGAAAGUAGCUGUUAUCAAUUUAGACCCUGCAAAUGAUUCAUUACCCUAUGAUUGUGCCAUCAACAUUGAGGAUCUUAUCAAACUCAGUGAUGUGAUGAAUGAACAUUCGCUUGGUCCCAACGGAGGUCUUGUGUAUUGUAUGGAUUACUUGGAGAAAAAUAUCGACUGGUUGGAAUCUAAACUGAAACCUCUUUUAAAAGAUCACUAUUUUCUCUUCGAUUUCCCUGGCCAAGUAGAACUAUUCUUCCUCCAUUCCAAUGCGAAGAAAGUCAUCAUGAAACUAAUUAAAAAACUCGAUCUUCGGUUGACUGCAGUUCAUUUGGUGGAUGCGCAUCUCUGUAGCGACCCCGGGAAAUACGUUAGCGCAUUGCUUCUAUCGCUGUCAACGAUGCUGCAUAUGGAACUCCCACAUGUCAAUGUCUUGUCGAAGAUUGAUCUCAUCGAAAGCUAUGGAAAGCUAGCCUUCAAUCUUGAUUUUUACACGGAUGUGGAAGACUUGUCGUAUUUACAGCACCAUCUAGAUCAAGAUCCCCGCUCUUCUAAGUAUAGAAAACUCACAAAAGAACUCUGUGAAGUAAUUGAGGAUUUUGGUUUGGUGAACUUCACUACCUUGGCUAUUCAGGACAAAGAGAGUGUUACAAAUCUUGUGAAACUAAUAGACAAGACGAAUGGAUAUAUAUUUCAAGGCAUUGAUGCUAGUGCAGUUGAGUUCAGCAAAAUCGCUAUUGGACAAACAGAUUGGGAUUACUACAGAACAGCAGCAGUGCAGGAGAAGUACAUGAAAGACGAUGAAAAUUUUGAUUCUGAUGAUUAACCCGAAGGUUGGGAGGCUGUGAAAAGAAGAGCUAGAAGAUUGUAAUUUGACAAUGUAACAAAUCACCGGAUUUAGUUGUUUGAACUGUUCUUUUUGUAUCAAAACGUGUCUUUUAAUAUUAGGGUGUUGUUCUAUGCGGAUUGAAUGUUACAAAAAUGAAAAUAGCGAAAGGAGAGUAUAAUUGUAGCUUGUAGUUUGUAUUUCCAUCCCGGGAGACUCUUAAUGGUUGGUUUUAAUAGUGGUUUGGUUGAAUGUU